AUGAGUCCAGCCGAAAUUGAAAAGGCAGUCAACCAAGAUAUUUUUGAAACCAAAUUUUCCCGAAGAAAAAAAUAUAGUCGCGAAUUUAAUUUAGACCAAAAAACCAAGCAAGCUUUUGGGAAAUUUAUUAAAGCAGCGAGAAAGAAAAAGGAAGCCACUGGCGAACACAGUCAAAUAAUUAUCUGUGGUUCGGAAGACCAAAACUACACUCCGCAAGAUAUUAAACAUGCUUAUCAAAUUGUCCAAGCGGACUUAUUUAAUGCUAUAGUAAAAGCUCCCGAAGGAAGCAGUUUAAGAUUAGGUAAUUUAGGCAAGUUUACUAAAAAAGAACAGCGUUUAAAAAGUGCUCUGUUUAAAACCAAAUCCGGAAACCAAAGCACUUUUGUUUAUUACCGAAUUAAUUUUAAACCGUUUAGCAAACUUAAAACUGCCCUCAGUGAACAGAUAAUUAAACAGUAUCGCUUAAAAUAA
Messenger RNA from Funneliformis geosporum, 471 nucleotides. Lineage: Eukaryota; Fungi; Glomeromycota; Glomeromycetes; Glomerales; Glomeraceae. The record is from the annotation of a GenBank genome assembly.